CGAAGCAGCAGCGACUGGGCUUUCCCGUUGCCGCUGCUGCCCUGGCGCCUUGCUCCACAUUCGCUCGGGAGCAGCGCCGCGACAAGUUCCUCAGGCCUCCGCUUGCGAAUGAAACCAUAACAAACCACCGAGGGCCCAAUGGGAAGGACCCGAGAGCGGCAGGUUGCGAAAGAAACCGCGCGGCGACGUUCCCAGCGCCGGCCCAGAAGGCAGCCUUGACCGACGGAGGGCGCCUCGGCUCGCCCAAGGCUUCCCCGCCCUCGCGCCGCCUUCGGUGGGGGAAGGAGGCAGCCCACGCCCACGCCGGCGGCUCUGGGGGCCGCAGCCGCCCAAAACGUCGAGCGUGCACCGUCCGGCUUGACGGGAAGGAGCCGGCGCCGGAGAGCGAGCGAGCGAGCGGGCGGCGUGGCGGGUGCCAGCCGGGCAUGCGGGCAGGCGGCAACUGAGGCGCGCGCGCGCAGGCUGCUGUGGUGAGUGAGGGGCUUGCGCCCUGCCGUGAGGGGAGACGGGCAGGCAGUGGGGUACGGAGGUAAUAGGGGGGAGAGAAGGGUGACUGACACGCCUGUGGCUCCCCUCUCGGCGCCUUUUCCACUUGUGGAAGCGGGGUCCCCGUGGGAAGCUAGGAACUCGAGCGCCGCCGCCGUCGCCUUCUUCAAGCGCCUCUGGCUUCGCGCGGAGACCAAACUGUUGCUUCGCCCAGCAGCGUCCGCCGCGGUGCUGAGGCGCGCGCGGAGGAGGAGGAGGGUGGACAACGUGCAAAGCAAGGAAAAAGAGUUUUCUCCGGGACAGUGGGGAGCGACAGGACAGCGGGGAUCGGGAACGCGGGACGCCUCUCUCCUCUCCGCAGUUUGAGUCACGGAAGGAGCAGCUUCCCUUCUUCUCCUAGCGAUGCUAGCACAGUUGCAAAGCUAAGCAGGGUCCGGUGCGGCUCCAAGUUGGAUGGGAGACCGUGCCUGAGAUUCCUGCAUGACUUAAUGACCCUUAUGGACCCCUUGCAAUUCUGCAAUUCUAUGAUUUGCUUGCAUGCACUCUCCCUCUGAGCAUGAGUGUAGCCAGGAUUUAUGUUAGGGUGGGGGCCAGGACACCCAUCGGUCGCCCUCCUCUGUCUAGCAGAUUCGGAAGGAAAUGUCUCAACAGCAGUUGUUUCAAAUUACUUUCUUUGGAACCCAAGGCAGCUCAGAAAAAUCUGUCAAAAUCUUUCUACAAUUUCUAAGUAUUUUUAUUUAUUUACUUGAUUUUUGUGGUGGUGGUGGGGGCAGCCAACCCCUGCCUCUGCCCAUGCUUCUGGGUGGUGCUGUUUGGGGGAUUGGGCCCCAUCACCCUGCCCGGACAGAGUGUGAAAGUGUGAGUGAACAGACAGAAAUGGUGGCUGCUCCUCCGUUGGAGUUCCUGGUGGAGUUCCUGGGGUCACCUUUCGCUCCCUCUAGGUGACCCAGCUAGAACCAGGCUUCCUUUCAGCACUGCCCAAAGAGAGAAGGCUUUUUUUCCAGCAGGUAGAGCAAAGAUGGGAGCCUGUGGGCCCUUCCAGACUGGCAGCUCCCAUCUUUCCUAACCAUGGGCCAUGCUGGCUGAGGCUGAUGGGAGAAGUUGGAUCUAAAGGGCCACAGGUUUCUUCACCUUUGAGGUAGAGCCUUCCAGCAGUGCCGGAUUUAGGGCAGUGCAGGCUGUCGUCCCCCCCCCCACAGGGCGCCGAGCCAAGGGGGCGCAAAAUAAUAACGAAACCUAUUUGUCAUAUUGGGUGUGUGUGCCAAAAUUUGUCCUUGCUCAGGUUGCCGUAUUGCCCAAAUCCGCCCCUGCGUUCAGAGGGAGAGGGCAGGUGUGCAAUUAGAGAUGGGAGCAGCCGUGACCUGCCCUUGCCUUGUUAGCAAAGCUGGCAGGAUUGCCAACAAGGGAAGAAUGAACUUCUCAUCACCACCAAGAAGAAGUGUGUUUAAUUUAAUGUAUGGACUUCAGAGUAAGUGUAUCAUUGCAGCAGGCAAUUGCCCAUGUUCAUACGCUCAGGUCUCUGGGCUACUAAAUGCCUGUUUGUUGUUGUGACUGACUCUGAUGCAGCCAAGCUAGGGCAGAUGUUUGGGGUUUUUUGGGUAAUCCUCAUCCACAAUCCAUUGAGCGCCACCAUUUCGAUUUUCCUCUGCAACAUGUUUGGUUCUGAUGAAGCCAUUCUGGCAUAAGCUCUUACCUUUGCUUUAUUCAUCCAACCACCUUGGGGCCAACGUAAAAGUGUUUUCUCCCCUCUUUCUCCCGCUCUCUCUCUCUCUCUUUUUGCAGUUCCUGCACCCAUCAUUUGACUGCAAUGCUAACCUGGCUAGAAUGCACACAUACUUCUUCUUCUUCUUCUUAAAAAUCCAGACAGUGGGUCCUUCCAGACGGUUGCUAAUUUGAGGGUGGUAUUCAACCACAUACUGGCAAAUUCAGUUUGUGCAAUUAAAGUGAACAUGGUGCUCUUGCACAACAGAACUCGUGAUACCUCGGUUUACAUACGCUUCAGGUUACAUACUCCACUAACCAGAAAUAGUACCUCAGGUUAAGAACUUUGCUUCAGGAUGAGAACAGAAAUUGUGCUCCAACGGGGCAGCGGCAGCAGGAGGCCCCAUUAGCUAAAGUGGUGCUUCAGGUUAAGAACAGUUUCAGGUUAAGAAUGGACCUCCGGAACGAAUCAAGUACCUAACCCGAGGUACCACUGUACUGGCAAAUGCUCAAUAAACAGCUGAUGUUGUAUAACCUCCCUGCAAACUCUGUGCAAACCAAUCAGAAUGAAUGCUCAAGAGACAGGUUGUCUUAAGUUAGGGCUGCGGCACUGCCUUUGUUUUUGCACUGAGUGCCUUGUCCCAGUCGCCUUUUCAAUCACUUUGUGAUCGCUAGCCAGCUCACUUCAUGGGCAGGCAGUAGCACUGGAAAAGGCUGAAUCCUUGGCUACUGGAGAGUGGAAAGAAUUGCAAUAAGGCUCCAACCCUGAGAGAUAAUAUUACUAACAGGAGUGGAACUGCCUUCUUUUGGGAUAUAUGUUUACAAGAGCGCCUGGACAGCCAGAUAUAUUUAAACCAGGAUUCAGUAAUAAUCCUGGGUGACUUGUAAGGCUGAAACCUAAUCAUUCAUUUGGGUGACUGCAGACUGGGAUUGAGCCGGGGCUCUUCGUUGCAUUGUCAGGCCGCAGAUAAGAUGCAAAAGGUUGGCUUCUUCCCUUAUCUUGGACCUCCCUUGUGACAAUCAGAGGGCGGCUCUUUAAGGAACGGUGUCCCUAAGGAUGAGACUCUUUUUGUCAGCCAUGCAAAGUAUUAUACACUUAAGCAGCCGUGCUACCCUAACCUCUGUACCUACAUUCAUUUGGAAGUUGGCUAAUGGUACAUAACAUAAAAUAAUAAUUGUGACUACAACAACAAUAAUAACGCCAAUGAAUUCGCGGCAAUCUUUUCCAUUUACUGUUGAGCGGGAAGGCUAGCAAAUAGACGUAAUUGAUUAUAAGCCAGAGUUUGAAGUCACUGAGCCUUGUGGGCAAAUGCCUAUUGCAAGGCAAAUUGUUGGCUAAUCGAUGCAUGAAAUAGAGUGGCACCAAGUGGAGAUUAAAUGCUCUAAGGUUCGCCACUGCUGAGGCCGAUAACAGUGAUGAAUUCACUGUGUUAUCAGAUAUAGCCAGGAGCUAAAGUCUCUCUCUGUGUGUGUUUUGCUACUUGCAUUGUGUCUACCCUCUAAACUGCUCUGGAUUUGAGAACUGUUCCGAGAUUUUCCAAAUUAAGGGUGGUGCGUAAAUGACCUAAAAAAAACCAACUAAAUAAAGUACCGGUACAUGCUUGUCUGAGAAAUUUUUAGUAAAAUUUCUGUAACACGAUACUUGCAGCUUGUGGUGGCUUUUCAUUGUAAGUGUGUUACUGGGAAUGGCUGGAUAUUACUUCUUUACAACAUUAAUUGUCCCUUCACUAAGGGUGGAUCUACACACGGGGGGACGGGGGGACACGACGCUAUAAAUAAGUCAGAAAUUAAAUUUUUAUAACAAAAGAAAAAAAAACACUAUGGAAAAUCGCAAAGAAUGUUUUUUGCUCUUCAGCGCCAUCCUGUGUUGCACGUAUAUAAUGCAUUCAAAACGCUGUUUUCUGACUAAUGGAGCUGAGUCCUAAGUCUGAGGACCAAGCUAGAUGUGAUGGCAGUGGAACCGUUCGUUUAAACAGGGCUCUUUUUAAACAAAAAGGGGACAGAACUUGGUAGCAUAAUUAGCUGGCCUCAGGGAUUGUGGACUUCAUUCCUUGCCUGCAGCUCACUUGCCUACAGUCUAUGUCUCAAGGUGCUCCUUUUCCUCAUUCCAGCUGCGAAUAAAGUGCUUGGAGAGAGAGCGCAGUGAGGAGGCAGCCAUUGGUUUGGGUCAGGAUUCGGCAUUCCUCAUGCACAUCAUCCUUUUACUGCUGAGCAUAUUUUUCCUGCCUUUUUUUCUACAUCAGGAUUUGCACAAUUUUCACAGAGCUUCAAGGGACCAUGAGGACCAACCCCCUGCAAUGAAAGGAAUCUUUUGCCCAACAUGGGGCUCAAACUCACAACCCCAAGAUUAAGAGUCUCAUGCUCUACUGACUGAGGUACCUGUAGCUGAUGGGCCAAAUGUGGCCCCCAGUUCCGUCUGGCCAGAUCUCAGAUCUCAUCAUAGCCCACAUUCAAGAUGGAAUACGCCCCAAACUAUGACAGUGAUUCACGUUUGCAUGUUUGCCAUGGUGCAAGAUUGGCAGGCAGGUGGAAGCGUCUAGCUUUUGUGUGGCUUGAUUGCAACCUCCUUUGCAAAGGUGAGAGUCAACCCCAUCGUUCCACCCACUUUUGCUUCUGAUCCCACCCACUUGGCCUCUGGCCCUGCCAGCCGUUUGCUUCUGACGCUCAGAAGGUUAUUUGUGAGAAAAAAUGUGGUGCUUCAGCUGAAGAAGGGUCCCCACCCCUCUCCUGCUUCAAGAGGGCUUAAGAGAACAAGUCAACAGUGUAAACUUUUCCACUUUAAAUUACAUGCCCUUCAUUCUUCCAGUGUAGGAAGAAUAAGAUUUUGCAUACAGCAAUCUGAACAAGAGUACUUCUGAUACUGUUAAUUUGUGUCAGAACAGUUGAUGUUACAGGUAGGUAGCCAUGUUGGUCUGCUGUAGUCGAAACAAAAUAAAAAAUUCCUUCCAGUAGCACCUUAGAGAUGAACAGUUGAUGUUAUCUUUAUUCUUGUUUAUACUUACUGGGGCAGCAGAAGAUUAGUCACACGUGUAAAAAAUAGUUUCAACUGGAAGAAACAUUCUCUGCCAUGAGAAAAGACUCAGAUUUGGUCACAUGCAUGGCAUACAUUUAAAGCACAUGGCUUCCCCCAGAGAAUUAUGGGAACUCUUGUUUACCCACCCAGAGAGAGCUACAAUUCCAAGCACCCUUGGCAAACCGCAGUUCCCAGGAUACCAUGUGUGGUGUGGAUAUGCCCAACCAACUCAAAUGAAGUUUUUCUGUUAUCAGCUCCAUUGAUAUUGGACUUUUAAUGUGUCUCACCUGUGAUUUGAAUUAAGAUAUUGUCUGAAAGCCAAAGCAACAACAACCUAGGAACAUUCUGAAUUAAAAUUCUACACCACGUGUCACAUUCUCCAAUGAAAUAUUCUGGACAUUAUUCCCAACUCAUUCCAGCUACUUAAUUAUGCAAUGUGUGAAAUAGAGGAAAACAUGCUUGAUAUAGUGCUUAUGGCUUGGUGGCUAUUGAUAGCAACAUGGGUAUUUUUAUCUUUCCUCUCUUUAUAUAAGUUUUGGAUGUGCACUGGAAAGCAAAAUGAAAAUAUACCCUGUACCAGGCUGCAAAUCCUAGAUUUGUCUAGGUUGGACUCUUAUUUUACUUUCAGUCCACUGUAAUCAAGACAUUUCAGGGACUUUGAAGGCGCCUGCUCGUGGCUUUACGAGAUCAAAAAUCACUUUGGCUCUUUUCCUGCUUUCAGAAUGCAAACAACGUUUGCAGGCGUGGUUGGUGCAACUUUUGCAGUGGCCCAAACAUGCAUGCACAAACUCCUGUAAUGAGGGCAGUGUAGAUAUAGGAAUACCGGGGGGGCUGUGCCCCCGCCCACUCUGCUCAUCAACUCCCCACCAACCCCUCCAGAAGACACUUUUAUUUGCUGAAUUAUCUGCCCAAUCAUCCCCACAAGGCCGGUGUGGUCACACUGGGUGCCACACUGCAGGGGCGCCAAACAGUGCUGCAGAACGGAGUGCAGGAGGUAUGGCUGGGAUUUGAACCUGUGACCAUCUGCAUGCAAAGCAAGAUGCGCUACCAUUGAACUAUGGCUCCCCCAGGUGUACAACCCAGUUUCUGAGCAUGGAAUGUCCCCUCUGGAUCUUGGCAAGUGUGCUUUUGCUGCCACAGGUCAAUGAAACUGCUUUUCUGAAAUCCUUUAUGCUUUUGGGGGGGGGGGAGGAAAGCUUCAUUUGCAUUGUGUUCCCAGUACCAAUAUCUUCGCAACUGAUUCUGUAUUGAAUUGUCUAGACUAGAAGACAAGAGGCUGAGAUAUGGUGACUCUGCACAGCUGUGUAUCGUUUUGUUGGCCGACAUAUUGAAGUAUCCAGUCAUCCCAAUCAAGGCUCAAUCCAGUAAUCUCUGCUGACUUCCAAUCCUGCUCUUGGUAUAUACUGCCCGGGUGAAGAGCAAAGCUUAAGGGGGAAAGGAUAUGAUGGUGACGAAAGGAGUUGGCACAUACAUAUUUAGUAACUAGUAUGGAGACCGGCUUUAUAAUGUCUUAAAUGCUGAGAUUAUUUCCUCAUUACAGGCUGAGAUGCCAACUCUUUAUUUAGUCCUCAACUCCGGGAGUCUUUAAAUGAAAGCUUUGUCAUGACGUUUCUAGGUUAGAUACCAUGUAUAGACUUCCUAAACCGUAAUUUCAGAAGAUCUUAAAUUAUGAAAGUCUCCAGAGUCUAAAUUUGUGGUAACUAGAGAUGUACUGGGUGUCUGCCCUUAACAGGUUUUAGCAUGGCUGCAGUAGCUUUGAACUAGAGGAGUAUGGUACAAAAAUGGCCCACAAUGUCUAACAUUAGCAUUGCAUAAUAUUGUCUUUCCGUGUGUGGCUCGCCUCUGUUGACUUUUAAUUAUUUACUCACGCCUGGGAAGUAAUAAAGUGAUGAUAAGACACACUUGUGGACUGCUUUUCACUUGGAUUAUUCAAAGGUAUCUUCUGUACAAUAUAUUUAAAUAGUUGCAGUAUUCAAUAGACAUUGUUACGAUUGGCCAACACACCAAUCAAACUAACUUGUCAGAUGUUAUGUGAUCAUGGUCAAAUAUUAUCCAGUCUUUCAAACAGCUGAUGAUGCUUGAACAAUUGAGGUUUUGCCUACUUGGCAGAAUUGCCUUUGAAAACCAGCUUUAAAAAAAUGCUAUUGCUUUCCAUUAUUUCUGUUUAUAAAUUUAUUUUUCCUAUUAUUAUUAUUAUUAUUACUCUUGGCACACUUUCAUAGGUAGUUAUUUUUCUUGGAAAUGUUAAUAAAUAUUGCACAAAGUAUUUCCCCCCAACUCUAUCUUUUUAUAAAUUAUAGAAUCAUAGAAUUGUAGAGUUGGAAGGGACCCCAAGGGUCAUCUAGUCCAACCCCCUGCAAUGCAGGAAUCUCAGCUAAAGCAUCCAUGACAGAUGGUCAUCCAUUCUCUGCUUAAAAACCUCCAGGGAAGGAGGGUCCACAGCCUCCCAAGGGAGACUGUUCCACUGUUGAACAGCUCUUCCUGUCAGAAAGUUUUCCCACAUGUUUAGUCACGAUUCCCAGGUAAGAUCCUCCCCCUAGUGUGUGGGCAGGGUGGUCCCUCCCCCUACCUGGCCUGAUCACCUUGGCAACACCUCCCCAGGCGGGAUUGGGCAACUGGCUGAGGUAGGUGGAGACCUCCAGGUACCCCACCUGGGGAAGGUGAAGCCAAGCCUGUGUUAAUGGUGCUGCAUAGGGUCCAGGGGGCUGCGCGCGACCACGCAAAGGGAGCCCCCCAUUUAAUGUGGGGAGCAGUCAUUCUUGUAACUUGAAGCUGUUGGUUCAAGUCCAGCCCUCCAGAGCAGGAGAAAGCAAGCUUGUUCCUUCUUCUAUGUGACAGCCCUUGAGAUAUUCGUAUGUAUGUAUGUAUGUAUGUAUGUAUGUAUGGAAUCCAGAAAUGUUUUGUGUCUUCAUUUUUACCAGAAAUCUUGCAUAUUCCAGCGCAGGAAAGAUAUACUUACCUUUUUUUCUUCUUCUUAAAGAAUAAGCCUGCAUGUUCUAGUGUUUAAAAAAAGAAAGAAAGAAAAUGAAAACCAUUAAUUUUGUGAACCAGCACUCCAUCAGAGAGAUCCGGUUGCAAACCCUUUCCCUACAAAUCAAUUUGCAUUUUGCAUUGUUACACUAAAUGGAAAGUUAAUGAUUCAUUGCUGUGUGUAUAAGAUGACCACAUUAUUUGUGCUUGAGGGCUUCCCACAGGCAUCUGGUUGACCACUGUGAAAACAGGAUGCUGUGCAAGAGGGGGGCCUUUGGCCUGAUCCAGCAAGCACUUCUUUAUGUGAAAGGAACAUUAUCAAACCCCAAUCAAAACGUUUGUCUUCAUAUUUCACAUUUAUGUUCUUGUUUUCUUGGCAUUCUUGGUAGUUCCUCUAGUUCCAUGCAGCUGCUUCUUCCAAGUUACCUAUUGACUUAAAAGGUGUGACCGCACCCAGUGGCAGAGGAACCCUUUCCGGCACCCAGGGUGGGACGCUGAGGGAUGGGGCAAACCACCCGGCGGCGCAUGUGCGACAUCUGUAUGGACUGCGCAUGCGCGGCAGCCCGUACGGAUGCUACGCGAACGGCGCCCAUACUAACUGUGCAUGCGCCCUCGGCUGCUCUACAGCUGGGGGGGGAGCAGCUGGCCAUCUUGCCAACCCCCCUAGAGUGGUGCCCAGGGUGGACCACCCCUCCGCCCCCCUUCGUAUGCCCCUGAUCGCACCCAUGAGCUUGGCCAUGUUGCUGAGAAUGCAAGGAGACUAAUCCUCAUAGCUGCUUCCCAUCUCCCAGUUUUGUAUCUUGGGAAGGCUCCUUAUCAAGUCACGGGGUGCAAUUCAACAUUGCAUUUGUUCCAUCUGUGCAAGCAGUUCGGCUUGCCAGACAGAAUGAUACACCCACGCACCCUGUAUGCCAUUUUAGGGGUUCUGCCCACCCCACCCCAAAGCCUUUUGCAGGGGAUGUGGGGGGCAUGAAGCACUACUGUGCAAGAUGAGCACCUUUCUAGAGAUGAUAUCGUUAUCCAUUGUGCACUUCAGGACUUGAAACGCAUGUGGGGUAGUGAGACACACACCUUCAGCUGAAAUCCUGGUCGGUGGCUCUGUGAGAAUACAGCAGAAGCAAAGCAGGAAGUUGAGUACACAGUGUCUGUAAAGAACAGGCAGCAUGUUCUUUUUCCUGUGAAUAACAAUGCAGGCAAGGUGUUUCUGCCAUGGGAAAGUUCUGGUCAGGCAAUAUCAACAGAAUUACCCAGAGUCCUGAAAACUAGACAGGACAGGGAUUGCUUAUACCCUCCUCUGCAAAUAACAUAAGUUCCACCUGACCUUAAAGGCUGUGCAUUCAAACACACCUCUGGAAAAAGUAACAUUGGUGCCCACCAAUAUCAGACCCUCCAAGUGUCCCUCUUUUCCAGGGGCAGGCCUGGAUUUACAGCAGCCAUCCCGGUUUCUGAUUUGAUCCCGGAAUGUCCGACUUUUCUUUAGGACAUCCCUAUUUCAUUGGAGAAAUGUUGGAGGGUAUGAAGUUAUGCGACCCCCCCUGAGCCAAGGAGAUAAGUAACUGUAUAUCCUUUAGAAGACAUCUGAAGGCAGCCUUCAGUUUGUUUUAAUGUUUUAUGCUUUAUUAUGUUUUUAUAUAAAUUUAUAUAAAUUAAGGGGUGGCAGAGAUCUUUCAUGGAAUCCCACAAUGAAACAAAUGAGCCCGUCCUUUUCCAACCUUGCAAUUCUUCCUUGGGUAAGUAGGAGCAUGUGGAGAUGAGCUCCAAUGGAUCACAGUCAUGGAGGUCCAGUGCUCUUCUUCAACAAGGAAGGGUCUGGCUCAGAGGAGCCCCAAAGGUCACCAGCUAGUCUUUGAUUCAGUUGUUUUGAGGCCCAGAAAAAGGGCCAAAAUGUUUGGGUGGACUGACCCAGGGAAGCUUAACAGCACACAUGUGAUUCUUGACAUAGUUGUUGGAGGCCUCCUUCCUCUGUUCAUUUACCUUGGGCAAGGCUUUAUAGGUUGCUCAAUCAAGCAAAGCAUCCUCUCUGUUUAUAGGGCUUCGUAUCCCAAGGAGACUCCUGCCCUCUCUGUCUGGCCCUCAGGACUCUCCCCAGACCACACCACUUCUCCUGAGGCCAUGUCCCUCAGCAGUCUUGCUUCACAGCCUCCUUGAGUGUUUUUUUUUUUUUUGCCUGACUGGAAUGUGCCCUUGAACUCUGAUGAUAUCUUUCGCUUGCCUAGAUGAGGGAUGAGAGGUCUGUGUAGAAACCAGCAUAUGAUACAAAGGUAAAUUGUAAAUUUGUUGCCUCUGGCUCUGCACAAAAGCUUGUCCAGAAACAAAAAAAUGCAGUCCUCUGGCUGACACAGGUUCCCUCACCAUUGGCUACUGUAUUCCUUCCUCUUCCUUUAAGUCUUCAAACUCUGAAGUUACCUCACAGGGAACCUGAUUCUUCAUGCGCUUGCCAACACACUGUUGACAGGAACAAGAAGAGGACAGGAUCAGACUGGUAGGGAAUGAGCAACACUAGUGCUAUUUGAGUAGCUAUAGCAACUAGGGAGGAAAAUUGUGAGUUCUAUGGUUCGCAAGUGAUAGAGGGAUAAGGAGAGGCCUUAGUUGCAUAAAUUGUGGCAGGUCUGCUGCUCUUCCCAAAAGUAAUGGCCUACCUGACUCAAAGGUGACGGCUUCAAGCUUAGCAAACAUUUCCUUCUUGCACCUUUCACCACUGUGUACCAGAAGGGAUUUCAGCAGGUUUACCUGGCAUUAUAAACUACACCUGCUGAAAUGCCACUUCCUAUACUUGGGGUGGACAGAAGGUAGGGUGGUAGAUCUUUGGAUGAUUUGAAGUUGACCAUCAAGGAUGCUAGACUCCCAGUAUUUAACAAUGACAACAACAAAAUGCCCCCGUCCCUCCACAUUACAGUGCUGAAAUGAAGGAAGCGGAAGCAAAGGUUACCAGGAUUAGAUUGUUGUGUGGAAGAGCUGCAAGGUCCAUUCAGUUCUGGGAUUUAGAACUAUUUCCUGGUCACAAAGUUCUUUAAUUCUAAGUGGACAUCUUUUGUACCUGGCUCCAGUUAGAUCUUGGGGUUCAGUGGGGGGCGGUGAAAUGAAGUUGGUUCUCACAAGCUGAAGGCUGCCCUCACCUCUGUUCCACACAGUUGUUGGAAGUGUGGGAGCUCUGUCAACAUUUUCAUCCAACUGCCCAUGUGCUCUGGGAGGAACGCAGAACCUGAGCGACUGUGUCACAAUUAGCACACAGUGUGCACAUUUUAAGUUAGAAGCGGUGAGCGACGCCUGCUUAGCUGACUCUUGUGUCCCUAAAUAAAGCUAGCAACCUAGGAGAGUGAAAAUUAUUACCUAGCAUACAAAUUAUAGAGAAUAUAUGCAAAUAUACAUAACAAACACGACUCCUAGUGAAACAGAACUUGCUUUUAAGGUUGCGGCAGAAUUGCCACUCCUAAUCUCUUAAACAUUUGAUUGAUUGAUUGAUUGAUUGAUUGAUUGGCCUGAAGGGUUUCCAAAUGUUUCCCCUGAGGCUUGGGAGUUCUUAAAGAACGGGGCAGGACUCCUUAGUAAAACUGGGAAAGGCUCAGGUGCCUCUUGCUCAUCACAUCAAAUAUAUGUGCCUGAUAUUGCGACCAAUACGGUGGGAUAGAAAUGUAAUAAAUUUAGUAAAUUCCAUGUGAUUAAAUCCAUGGACGGGACAUUUGGGACAUUUAAUUACAUAAAUAAGCCGUUUGUAAAGGCAUUUAUAUAUUUAAUUUACACUCUGGGUUUUUGUUUUUUUAAAUAUUAACGGGCACUCAGAAUGUCUUGCCAUAAAAUGACAGAGUAUCUGAUUCAUUUGGAAGAGUGUUGAAUAUGCUUGGAUCUGGAGUCUGACACGUGGCUUGCUUGUGGCGUGUAGGAACUCUUAAAACGGGGCAUUUCCAUAUAAGGACUCUACCUAAAAACAUCAAGGUUCUGAAACCGGAGUAAAAGGCAUAAACGUGCACAUAAAUGGAUUUAGCUUGCCUGCUUUGCAUAACCUGUGCAGUUGCAUGAUUUGACUUUUGAAGGUGAGAAAUAUUUGUUUGGGACAGCUUCGUUAUCCAUGGCAAUUCCAAGAUGGCACCACUCCUAUCCUCCAUUUUUUUUAACCUUCCUUUCUUUUUCUCUCCCCCUUAGGAUGCCAUACUCUAAUCCAGGAUGAAUGAAUGUCACUAUGAUAAACGCAUGGACUUCUUCUAUAACAUGAGUAACACAGCCACAGCAGAUGAGUGGACGGGGACAACUCUCGUCAUUGUCUUAUGUUUUGGGGCCUUCUUUUGCCUCUUCAUUUUCAUCUCCAAUUCACUGGUCAUAGCCGCUGUGGUCAAAAACAAGAAGUUCCACUUCCCUUUCUACUACCUGCUAGCCAACCUAGCAGCUGCGGACUUCUUUGCAGGCAUCGCUUAUGUAUUCUUGAUGUUCAACACUGGCCCAGUCUCCAAAACGCUAACUGUUAACAGGUGGUUUUUGCGACAGGGACUUCUGGACACUAGCCUGACGGCUUCUCUGGCCAACUUGCUAGUCAUUGCCGUUGAGCGCCACCUGUCUGUUGUUCGGAUGAGGGUCCACAGCAACCUCACAAAGAAGAGGGUCACCUUUUUCAUUUUGUUGAUCUGGGCCAUAGCUAUUUUCAUGGGCGCAGUGCCCACCUUGGGCUGGAACUGCCUGUGUGACAUCUCAACCUGCUCUUCACUGGCUCCUAUUUAUAGCAGGAGUUACUUGAUAUUUUGGACCGUCUCCAACCUGGGGGUUUUCUUCAUUAUGGUGGUGGUGUACAUAAGAAUCUACAUGUACGUCCAGAGGAAAACGAAUGUUUUAUCUCCGCACACAAGUGGAUCCAUCAGCCGCAGGAGGACUCCAAUGAAACUUAUGAAGACAGUCAUGGCGGUCUUAGGUAAGAGGAUGUGGAGGGCAGAUGUGCUUGUGUUCAGUUUGAGAAGGAUGGUAGAUCUUGGUUGAGCCACCUGUGGUUACAUUUCCAGUGAUUAGGGCCCACUUUGUCCUUAUCGUAGGAUGGGGGUUCGGGGAUGUUGGGAUGGAAACUCACCAUGUGUCUUCAGCUGCAAGAGGGUGUUAUUACUCCAUGCCUCAUCCUUUCUCUUGGAUCUAUGUUCGUGGUGCCAUGGGAGGCCUACACAGCCAUUGACCUGAUUAUUGGCUUUGGGCUGCUUAUGAAUCAUUAGGCUGCUUAUGAAUAAUAACCAGCUUUAGUUUACAAAGUGGGUAAACAGAGCCAUUUAAACUGCAGAUGGAGGAUGUAUCUACCUGCAAGCUUCUUGCAUUCCCAGCAUGCUGAAAAAUUAUAAAUGUGAGGUAUGGUAACAACACCCUCCCUUCUUCAAAUGCAAUAUCUUAGGAGGUGGCUUGUGCAUUUCUCCUCCUUUAGGGUUUCUGACAUUCAUGCUGAUAGCUUGACUUCACACCCAACCCUACUAUUCUGCUCUAGGGUUUGUGAUAGUCAUGCACAGGGAUGGACAGAUCUGUCAAUUUUGGCUCUCUCGGUUCCUCAUUUUUCCAGUUUUAAAUUCGGUUCUCCACAUUUCUGCAGCCAAAAAUAAAAUCACCAAGAAAAUUCACUAGCAUUUUAGUGUGAAUUCAUAAACACAUUUUUACAUGCAGUUUUGACUACUUCUUUGCAAUCAUUUUCUCCUAAUACAAUGCAUAAUUUGUGUGUUUUUUUCUUUUAUUAAUAUUGUAUGUUCAUUUUAUGCACACUUUCCUCUAAUAUAUGCAUUUUAGUCAGCAUUUGUUUAGUGAACUGCAUCACAAAAUUUGUAGAAGUUGCGUUUUGGUUCUCAUAUUGUUUCAUAAAGUGCGAAUUUGAUAGCUUUAAAUACAAGCUGAAUUGAAUUUUAAUCCCAUCCCUAGGUCAUGCACAGGUGAUGGAUACACUGACGGGAAACCUAAGAACUAGGAAUAGCAGCAAUAUGUCUGAUUGCAUUAAUUGGCACCAACAGCUUUGCAACAAAGAGCAAAAGAUCCCAAGAGGAAGCCCAAAGUCUCACAAACUAUAUGAAGCUUGUUAGUAUACUUGGUAGUAGUACAAGGAAAAAAAUUAGGUUGGAAUCAGGCUUUAACCUAAAUAUAUGGUCAUCUGAGAUGAGUUGGAAUUGCCUCCAGGCACAUCAACUCUUGUAAACUUGGGGGGUGGGUGGGUAGGGAAAGAGAAGCUAGUUCACUCUUUCUGUCAGGCUAAUAAUAAUAGUAAUAAUAGUAAUAAUAAUAAAUUUCUUACACACCCUUCACUCUAACGUCCUGGCCAUAAAUGAUGUGGCUGGGCUGAUGCCCUGGUUUUUAAAAAUAAAUAAACCAACCAAUCUGUGGGCUUGUUAACUUUUGUUCACUGCGUCCCAAAAUAUUGAGAUGGGUUCAAUCUACUCCAUAGAUUGGCCCUUUAACCCUUUUUUGUGGUUAUCCUUUCAGCUACAGCUUUAGGAAGGCUAUAGGAUGGGUAUGAUUUGAGUAAAAUGGGGAUGGGAGUUGGGUGUGUGUGGAACUUGGGGGUUUCAUUAAGUGCCUUUUACCGCAAUUCAGCCACAGUAUUAAGAGGAAGGUUUGGUCCCUUCCAACUUGAAAUGCAGUCCUUUUAUAAGUAAGGCCAGUCUAGAAUCUCUCUGGUGGUUUAUUGGCACUGUGAUAGAUCUUAACUUCCCCUGUUUAUAAAGCGUAUCACCUUCUACCCAUUCCCUCUCCCCAGAGCUCAUUCUCCUCACAAUCAUUAUAUUGCUCUGUCCCUAGUGCCCAGGUUCUGAAAACCUGCUGAGAUAGAGCCUCUAUUCUAAUUAUUGGCAGGUGAACCCUGUCCCAUGAUUGGAAGACUCCAAAUACAGCUUCCUUCCCUGAUGUAGUACCUUCUUGUUUAUCUUGGGCUACAACUUCCUGUUGUCCUUGGCCAUGCUAGCUAAGGGGCUGAUGGGAGCUGCAAGCCAGAACAUCCGGAGGGCACCACGUUGAAGGUUGGGGAAGGCUGUUAUACAGAACGCCUUUAUAUCCAAACCAAAUCUAGUAUUGAAUUUUCAUUCUCACCGGCUUGGGCAUCUACAGUGUGCAGUGCAAAUAUUAUAACAGUCAAGGAAUGCUAAGUGAGAUGAGGUGACCCUGAGCAUCUUGCCAUGGCUGUUAUUCAUGUUGCAAUUGCCUGUCAGGCACCGAAUAGCUUCUUUCAUAACCAUGCCAUGUCCUUUUCACAGGAGGUAACAAAAGAAAGCAUUGCUGUGCCUUGGGGGAGACCACUACUGACCCUAUUGUAACAUUGCAAGAUAUCUGUAACAUGGAGGACGGCCUCUCUUUUCAUAGUCCGAAUGCUUCGCCCAUUUAUCUAUUGAAUGCCAGACCCAAGGACUCCGCUGCUUAGGUCUGGCAUCAGAAUUUCUCAAGGAGGCCUUGUUUUCUCGUAGCGCAACACAAAGUAUGUGUGGGAAAGGCGGAGGGGGACGGGGACCCAGCUAUUAGAUCUAAACAAAUACAUUGUGGUUGACAUAGUGAAUUCAAAGUAGGGAUUGUCUUCUACAAUACAGCUGUCCCAUUGCGAGGCACGUUUGUUUUUCCACUGGGUCAAUUCAGCUGACUUUAGUAGAUACAAAACGAUAGCUUUGGGUAGAGCAGUCCCCCCCUCCCCACCUUGGGGCUCCAGCUGCUUUUGGACUACAAUUCCCAUCGUCCUUGACCACUGGUUCUGCUAGCUAGGGAUGAUGGGAGUUGUAGUCCAAAAACAGCUGGAGAUCUAAGUUUGGGAAGCACUGGGGUAGAUGGACAUAGCAAGCUGCCUUAUACUGAGUCAAGCCAUUGGCCCAUCUAGUUCAGUACUGUGUACUCUGGCUGGCAGCAGCUCUCCAUGGUUUCAGAUGGUUUCCCAGCCCUACCUGGAGAUGCCUUGGAUUGAAACUGGGACCUGUUGUAUGCAAAGCACACUUACCAUUUUACCACUGAGCUAUGUCCCUACCCCAUAUAGUCUUAUAUUAUUGACUAUUACCAUUGGUAGGAGGCAACACAAUCUGUUUGCUUAAAGCAAAACCAUGAUGUGCAUUCUGGGAGGUUAGAAAUCCUCCCACGCCUCUCUCUUUUCUUCCCUGGGUGGUUUACAUUUCCUCUCCUUCUUUUCCCUGCCUGUUUGGACAUGCUGGGAGACAGGUUACAGGACACCAGAACCAACACAGUCCCAGCAAAAGCUUUGCUCUCUUAUUUGUCAAAUCUUACGCAUCUAUAGCAUCAAGAUGUGUUUUGAGCCAUGGUUUGUUCAGGCUUCUUAGCCCCAUAAUUUUUCUUCAGGAAUGCCGAAGUCACAGUAAAAAGCAACAGCACCUUUCUCUUACUGCUGAGUAAUCCACAAUAAAUGGCCACACUUCUGAUAUCAGAGAAAGACUUUCUAAAGUUAGAGGGUGUGGAAUUUCUUUUUAGUGACUUUUAACUAUACUACUACAAGGAGCAGGUUACAAAUGGAAGAAGGGCUUUAUGGUUUGGUUGUGUGUAUGUACCUAGAUAAUUGUAUUUCGGGGGCUUUGUGGUUUGUUUGUUCAUGUGUGAGUGUGUGCGCAUGUGCACAGAUGCAUUGUGCCUCCCAUCUCCUGAUGGCUGGAACAUGUCCACUGUGAGGGGCAUAUCUUCAACCCCCUCAGUGCAGUACUUCCUCUUUUCCUGUAUGAGGGAACGUCAUCCAUUCACUUAUAAGGGAGAGGACAAAGAAGUACAGGGUACCUCGGUCUACGAACUUAAUUCAUUCCGGAAGUCCGUUCUUAACCCAAAGUAUUCUUAAACCGAGGUGCGCUUUCCCUACAGAGGCUGGUGCCCUUCCACCCUUUGGCUUCCAAGGCAACGUUUGCUAGCUGGAACACCUACUUCCGGUUUUGCGGAGUGUGUUGCCCAAAUAGUUCGUUAACAGGGCUGUUCAUAGACCGAGGUACCACUGUACACCUAGUGGGGAGUGGGGUACUAUUUUGGGUCAAUAUCAAACUUGCCUUUGGUGAUUCCGGUUCCUAGAGUUCCGGCUAGCUUUUGCUGUAUCUUGGCGGUGACCUAGAUUGUGCCCUUUUGACUUUGUCAGUGGAGAAUCCUUGCUUAGAGCUAACUUUUCUCUGCAUAGCCUGAGGCCUUCUGAUGCCAUUUCAGAUUGUGGUGCCAAUCAGGGACCGCCAACGUGUUGCCCUCCAGAUCCUAUUAAGACUGCUACCCUUGUGCUACAGUGAGGCAUAACCUUUAAAAAUUAGUUUUUAAAUACAGAGAAGAUGCAACCCUAAAUACCUACCGUAAGCUUUUGAACUCUAUAUAUCUACGACCCACCCACCCACAAAACUAUUGCACUUUUUACCAGCAGCAUGGCAGGCUGAAAUUUAAGAAGCGAAUACUGUUUUCCUGGCCUGAAUACACAGUGAUAACGAGAACUUCAGUUGCUGAAUUUCUGCAGUCAUUACAGGGGCAAAGAGUCUUGCCAGGGAAAGGGGGCUUCAACCCUAAUUCUGAAAACUUGUAGCGGCAAUUGGUUUUUAUUACUUAGUUUUUAAAGAUACCUGAGCAGGAAAGCAAGUAGAACGAAUACCCAAUAAGCCUUCCUCAAAUAAGUACUGCUAACAAGAAUUGCAAUUGCCUCUGGAUGAAAGGUUCCCAGUGCACAUAUUUGCACUGAUUCAAGUAUGUUUUGCUGCCUUUCAGUGGGAAAGCAGAGCCCGCUGGUGCAAACCGCUUGUAAAAUAAUGCACUGCUGUGACUUUACCCAGCUCAUACCGAAAUGGAUGGCAACGCUCUCCAUAAAUUUUGGCAGGGCCAGAUAAGGGCUUAGUUUCACAGUAAGCUAUAGCCUAUUAAUUUGCUCAGGAGAGCAGCAUUUUCACUCCAGUCAGACGUCAUGCCAGUUGCUUUUCAGAUGUUUCUGAUUCCUUUUCCUAUUAUGUUGGGAGAUUAGAAUCUAGCUGGGUUUCUUUAAAUGACAGUUUCCACUCUCUGGAAACUACGUAUUUUAGUCACAAUGCCUUCAAUUUAUUUUGAGUGCCUUCCUUUUUAUCUGAAACGGUUUUCUGGUUGUCAGCCGUUGAAGAUGUUUAGACUUGUAGCCUGUGUGAGAAUUCAUUUCAUAUUUCCAUUUCCUAGAAAACAGACCAGAAAUAGUUCUGCAUUAUUGCCAUUCUGCCUGCUUCUUUCUGUUCCAACGUGAUACCAACAUCUAGAUUACAAGAACCCUUUCUAGGCUGCCUUUUUCAGCAUCCUGUUUUCCAGAGCUAACCUGAUCCAUAAAUAAGGGCUAGCUGACCCUCUUAUUCUACUGCUCUCCAGCAGCUGGCAUUCUGAGCCAUGGUGCCUCUCAUCUUGUUUUACAGCCACCAAUAGUUGUAUCCUCCUCCCCUACAAAAAAACUUUCCGAUUUGAUAGUCCUCAUUCACUACAUCUUGUGGUGGUGAGUUCCUUGGCUUAGCUGUGCUCAGUGGGAAGAGGCACUUCCUCUGUCCUGGCCCACAUCUACACCUUUCAGCUUUAUUGGUUGACCCCGUGUCCCAGAAUUACGAGAAAAAGAAGAAAAACUCUUAUCCGCCCAUUGUCUUAUUAUUAUGAUUGACUAGCAAAUAUUUCCACCGAGUCAAUUUUAUCAUGCGCUCUCAUAUCUUUGGAUAAUGAUAGCUGUCUUCUUGGGAGGCUUACCCAAUUGAGUGGUAGAGAAAUUUAGAUAACGUUAGACAGAAAUUACUUGCUGCGGUUGCCAGUUCCAUUGACCUACGUGUGCAAUGUCUGUGUUACUCUGACCCUUGGACAGAUAGGGGAGAGCCCUAUCAUCGACCCUUUUGUUCUUCUUCUUGCUCCUUUCCCCUCAUGAUUCCCCGCUCCCACUUGAGUUUCCCUUAAGAACACAGCAUGGAUCCCAACCCACAAUUCCAUAGUCCCCAGCUUUUUCUUUGUCCUGGACGUGAUCAGAUCCAGAUUUAGCAGAAAGUGAUCCAGAUAACCGCUUGUCUAUUCAAAUAUCCACUCAACAGAUGCUUCAUUGCGUUUGAUGGUUGUGUUGUUCCCUGCUUUUCCCUCUGAAAUGAAGCCUAAAGUAGUUAAUAAGUACAAUCAAUCAAUUGCACAAGUAAUCUAUGAAUAGAGGCACAGUGGUCCAAUGUGCACGUAAUGCCAAACCAUGGUUUAGUUCAGAAGCCUUUGCAAACCUAGGCGAUACUUUGGGCUCAAGCAGUCCCCUCUCAUGUUACCCCUGCAGUCAGGAGGCAGAAAUAAACCAGUAUUCAGUUGCACUUUAAGCAGUCCAGGUGAUCAGGAAUUCACUGUGCUUUCAGUUUCAUUCCUUGCCAUGUGAACUACGAAACGUGGUUUAAAAGGCACAAUCAUCAAUUUUAAAACAAGCCAACUUCCAACAAUGGGUUGAUACGCGGCUGGCUUGUUUAACAAGUAGGUGUUUUACGUGGCGGCUGGAUCAUGAUAAAGAGGUUUAUAAAAUAAAAUAUUUUCUUCCUUUCUUAUAAUAGUAGAACUCAAAAUCACCUAAUCAGUUGCCUAUAGGUUUGCAGGCAAGAAAAUAAAGUGUGCUGUUGUCUCAUGAAAUUCACUACUCUUCCAUACUCUUCUAGACUCUCAAAAGUUUGUGAGCAUGCUCAGACCUCGUUGAGCUACACAUCCAUGGUGGAAAGGUCUAUUUAGCCAGUGCAGCUACAGUCGUAUCUUGGUUUUCAAACAGCUUAGUUCUCAAACGUUUUGGCUCCCUAUAGCUGCAAACCUGGAAGUGAGUGUUCCGGUUUGCGAACUAUUUUUGGAAGCUGAACGUAUGACGGGGCUUCUGUGGCUUCCGAUUGGCUACAGGAGCUUCCUGCAGCCAAUCAGAAGCCUUGCUUUGGUUUCUGAACGUUUUGGAAGUCAAACGGACCUCCAGAACGGAUUCCACUCGACUUCCAAGGUAUGAUUGUAAAUGGAAAUGUCACCUACGGUAGGAAUUCACAUCUAAGGAUGAAUAGGAGGUCAUGUUGAGUGAGCUUUCAGCGGUCUCCUGUUGGCUGCUCUUAAAAACACAGGACAGGACUGGAUGAAUAUUUUGUCUGAUCCAGCAACACAGUGUUGCUGUUUUUUUUCAUGUUCUAGAUGCUUCACCGCAUGUAGCUUGCGCAGAAGCAUCCCAGUGAAAAAUGCAAAGCAGCCUUUUGAAAGGAAAGGAGGUGACAUUCCAGGCAAGUCCACACAUGACCUUGGUUUUUGCUAAGCUGAAGAGUGAUCGGCAGUCUGUCCUAACAUGCUUAUAUUUGAGCAGAAAUGAUGCUUGCAGAAACCAAAAAGCAAAUAAAAAGGUCUCUCUCUCCGUAUAAAUUCGUAUCGCUUACGUCUAUAUAGCUUACACUGACAUUUUUUGUAUUGUGCAAAUGAACUGAGUAGCUGUUUCAAAAGUGAUCGAGAUGUACUUGGCCUUGGACUUGUCCUGUACGUGGAAGGCAGGGAGGGACAGGGCAGAGCCACACCAUACAGUUAAAGUACAUUUAAAGCACCUCAACCCCCCCAAAUCCUGUAGUUUUCACCUUAUAGAGCUACAGUUCCCAGUACCCGUGUCAAACUUACAGUUCCCAGGAUUCUUUGAGGAACGGCAUGUGCUUUGAAUUUAUGGCAUUGAUCUGCCCACAGUUAGGUCUCACCGCCAUACACAUUUCUUACAAUGCCUGCAACACUGAUAGGGGAAUUGAAAUAAAGCUGCCCAUUUCAAGGUGACUGCAGGAUUGGGAUUUGAACUCUUGUCCCCGUUCAGAUUAGGUUUCCAUUGCCCUACAUUUGCAUGGUUUGUGGGCGGGGAAACAGAGCGCUGGCAUAACUUGCUGGAAUAUUUCUUUGCCGGCUUUAGGGGAGAAGGGAAAAGGCUUCCUAAAAUGUAAGCUUUUGACUUUGAUUUUUUUAAACAACAACAACAACACAUAAAUGGGCAGCACUUCCUCUGUGCGUCCUCUGCAGCCUGUCUUUUGUGCAGAGCUGUAAUUUUCCUAUUUUUGUAAAAUAGGCAGCAAUUGUGGCUUGAGCUAAGCACAUGCUGGUUUGUGCAUUAGCUCUGGCCUCUCUCCCUCCCUCCUUCUCUUUCUCUCUCUUUUUGCACUAAGAAGCAUGGAAUGACAAACCGGCAAUGCCGGCACCAGAGAUGAAAGAGCGAUGCAAUUAGCCUGUUCCAUGAAUAUUAAUUGAGUUUGUCUGUUUUACCGUGUGGUUUUAGUCUUCCUGAUUUGUUGGUUGUUGGUGAACUAAAUACAAAUUUAUGAAAUAAAAGAAAUGCAGUGCUCUUGUGUGUUGGUUCAUAGAUUCUGACCAGCGUCACCAACCUGCAUGCUUGGCUGGUCUGCACAUUGUUCUGGGAGGUGUUUUGAGACAGGAGAUAAAUAUUGCAAACGAGUUGUUGCUCUAUCACAAAUGGGCGACGAACCACAGUUUUUCUCAACUUAUUGCAAGAAAGAAAUUCGACUCGGUUUGCAUUUGAAGGUGAACUUCCCAAAUUUGCACUUUUUGAAACAAUGCUCAAAUCAAAACACAGCCAUCCUUCAAAAUCCAAAUUUCUCUGAAUUUUGCAACAUGGUUUUCCAUGCAUAUACCAGGGUUGCUGAGGUCGGGGAGAGGGAUAAACCAGUGUUUGUCUUGAGCAGCAGCUGCCCCCUCCAGUGACGGCUGUGAAGGAAGCAUCCCAUGGCCUCUCCAUGGCCGCUGCUGCCAGCUUCCUCCCUUGGGCAGCUUGAAGCAACUGCUGGAGUGCAGGCAAUGAGGAGAAGAGGCUGCCAUCGCCAGCAAGGCCCAGUCCCACUUAAUGUGCUGGCUCUGAGGGGCAGGCAGAGGGUAGGGCUGCCCUGGGCGGGAAGAAAGGGGGAGUAGAGCAGAGUCUCUUUUCUUCUUUUAAUGCUUUGUAUGUCCAUGUCUAAUCUUGCUCCUUUCUAAAAUUUAUGUACAGUGGUACCUCGGGUUAAAUAUGCUUCAGGUUACAGACGCUUCAGGUUACAGACUCCGCUAACCCAGAAAUAGUACCUCAGGUUAAGAACUUUGCUUCAGGAUGAGAACAGAAAUCAUGCUCUAGCGGCACGGCGGCAGCGGGAGGCUCCAUUAGCUAAAGUGGUGCUUCAGGUUAAGAACAGUUUCAGGUUAAGAACGGACCUCCGGAACGAAUUAAGUACUUAACCCGAGGUACCACUAUAUUGGUACAUGUUUUUCGUUUUGUAAAUCUACCAAAGAAUGAAAUAAAAUCUGGAUUAAGUGGUUUUCUCAAGACAGUGGGGGGUGGGUGUUCUGUGUCCCGUUGGUGUAGUGGUGAUGUAAAUGCUCUGUGGCAGGGGGAGGUCUGUGUGGCAAAAAAUGGGAGGUUGAAGGGGGUCAGUUGAGGGGCGAGUGAGAAAUGUUCCUGUUUUCAUCUGAGGAAGAUUGGAGGCUAUGUAGUCCUCUUUGUCUUGUCCUAAGCCCAAAUGCUUAAUGCAGCAAAAUGCAAACAAAUGAACAAAUCCAAACAAAUUGAAACAAACAAACAAACAAACAAACAAACAAACACAUCCAUUCUUUCUCUCUCUGAUAGGUGCCUUUGUUGUGUGCUGGACCCCCGGCCUCGUCGUCCUUCUUCUCGACGGCUUGAACUGCACUCGUUGUGAAGUACAGAAUGUGAAGCGGUGGUUCCUCCUCCUGGCCCUUCUGAACUCUGUCAUGAACCCCAUCAUUUACUCGUACAAAGACGACGAGAUGUCGAGCACGAUGAGGCGCAUGAUCUGCUGCUCUUUUGAGGAGAGGCCGGAGCGCCGGUCUUCGCGGAUCCCCUCCACGGUGCUCAACAGGAGUAUGGACACCUCUAGUCAAUACUUAGAAAAUGGCAUCACCCAAGGGACAGUCAGUGGCAAAGGAAACACCUGAGCCACACUCUCUCAUUCUUCCUCCUUAAGAAGUGGACUGUGGCUUGUGCGGCGGAUGCAAGCGGACUGAGCACUGAACCAGCUGAGUUCGUAAUCCCGAAACAGCAGAAGUGUAUACUCUGUGUGCCAGGAAACCCAAACCCCAGUGUGGCCUGACAUCAUUGUAAAUAAUUAUUGGAUGAGAGGGGGAAUAUGCUGGAAGGGAUGGAGAAGAAUAGAAGGAGUGGACUUAUUCUGCAGUGUGUGUUUUUAAAGUUGGAAAACUGUACAACCGGCAUUGUGGAGUCCUCAUUCUUCAGAGGCCAAGUUACCGCUGUGUGUGGCAUAUACCACUACAGACUGCUGAGAUGAGGCUGGUUCUCACAUCUAAAUGCUUAGCUAUCUAUAUCUAUUAUCUAUCUGUCUAUCAUCUCCACAUAGAGAACUAGGAUAUCAGGCAGAAGAGUUGUAAACUAGCUUUCUGAGUCAUGUUUUAUUUUUCUCCGUGGAAAUAUUUUUAUUUUAUUUUAUUUUAGUUGUUUUAUGGAGGGCUAUUCAAUACUGUGAGAUCCAGACCAAAGUUGCAGCCUGUCCCUACGCAUGUUUACAUUGGAGUAUGUGCCAUUUUGCUCAGUGGGGGUUUGCUUCCAAAUGAUAUUCAUUGCUUUGGAUUGCAGCCCUAAAGCCGUCUUGAACUUAGUGGGACUUGCUCCUGAGUAACCAUAUAUUGGACUGGGCUCUUCAGUCUCCUGUGUGGUAUGGUGUUUGUGCUCCUCCAGUAAACAUUUUUAUAAAUAUUUUUCAUGGCGUAACAGGGUUGCAAAACCAAAACAGGUCUUAUUUGGCUCCCCUGCCCCAUCCCAGUAAAUGUAAUGAUUUCUGAGCAUCCUGAUUUUCCUUCCAAGCUGUGAUUAUGGGGUGGGGGAGUUCAGGAGAUUUCUGCAAUAAACUAAUUGCACGCAAAGGCAUCCAGUCCCCCAAUAACAUAUUAUUCCGUGCGUAUGCAACAUUUGUGAAUUGUUCGUAGGGACAGAACUGUUUGCUCUUAAAGAAACAAGCCAAAUAAUCACUGACUGCUUCAGUUGAAGGUGGGACAAUGAGGAUUGAUGGCGGUAUUUUUAAGCCUCUGAUCUUACCUUUCAGCUGUCACAAGUUCAGGCCUGAGUUGCUAGCACAAAAGAUGUUGGAAGUUUGGUUAUUAAAUUUGAGUUUCUGAAAAAUCCCGGCUUAAAAAAAAAAGGAUUUAGACUAUUGUGUGGUGAAAGUUAGACCUGUAUAACAGAGACAUAAGCAAGAAUAUAUGUGCACUUUGUGAUUUAUGGAUUGAAUCCUUUCAAGUUAGUGAGGGAAAAACUUCUUGCAAAGGCAUGGGAUCAUACUUUUUGUUAUUUCAAAGUAUUUUUUUAUGUGCAUAGAUUAAUUUUCGCACUGUACUUUUUAAGUGGUUUUAUCUCCUGUGGACUGUGUGUGAGAUCAGUGGUAUACUUCAGGCGAUGGUCCAGAAUUGUAAAUAAAUGCAAUGCUUUAUAUCUGAGUUUGGGUACCUCAUUGUUUGGGGGACCAUAUUCAGACACUGGGAUUUUUCUAGAAGCAAUACAGACACCUUUCCUCUAAAUGCUGCCAGAAAACAGGACCAGAAUUUGCCGCCUACUUUGGGGAGAGAAAUACCACUUCUUAUUAGCAUGUGCUAAUUUAUUCAAAUUCAUGAAUGUUUAAAAUUAUGCAUCUCCUAGGAUUGCAAAAUAAUAGUAUGUCAAAUGAGAGAAAACUGCACUUUCUCUUCUUGCAUGCUCCCUGUAUGAAAACAAAAAUAAACAAAGUUCCAGGCCUACUUAGGUCUGGCUUAAUAGCAUGCCUAAACCAGUCUAUUAGCCCAGUAUUUUUCUCUUAACGACACCUGCUUGCAAAAUGAUUAUCUGUGUUCAGAGAUAUCUGCAGUCACUGCUGCCAAAUAAUUAUCACCAGGGCAUUGUGGCAAGAAGAAUUAAGACCGGAAUUUGAUGUUAGAUCUCCUGGGGCCCAGCAGAUGAAGGCUAAGCCUUGAAGGAAUGAUGCCCAUUGUUCAUGAUACAGAUUGCCCAGUUCCACACAGCUAGCUAACUUAGAAGUAAAAAAAAAACAAAAAACAACAACAACACCAGCCUACGGUGCAAUGUGAAAAUUUGAAAGCCUAAUUGCAGGAUGCCCCGUUUCUAUUUUAUUAGGCAUGUCAUUGGCUCGCAUUAGUGUAACCAAGAUCUAAAAUUGUAUACAUCUCUGUAUCAGUCUGCUGCUCUCAUCUAAUACCUGUGCACGCCCUUGCAGGUCCAGUUUCUCCUGACUGCCAUAUCCCUCACUAUUAUCCUAUAGCAGGGGUGUCAAACUCAAAUUCAUCGGGGGCCGCAUCAGAACGGCCGGCGCCGCAAGAGGGCAGACGUUCUCUGGCUUGUAGGCUGCCGCGCAUGCGCUGAAGAGGCGACUUUCUUGUGUCAAAAAAAGAAGCGAGAAUAAAAGGUGAAGGCUGGUGGCCGGCGGCGGCUACACGGGCCACAUGACGAGGUCUGGCGGGCCGGAUUCUGCCCGCGGGCCUUGUGUUUGACACCCGUGUCCUAUAGCAUCACCAACCUGUCUCUCCAUUUCAGGUGCCUGCUGUACAAAGAUCCCAUCCUCUCUAAUGAUGGAUUUUCAUCCUCUUAACUACUGCCUGGUCAUGCCUCUCCCUUUUGCCUCCAAACUGCUGGAACAUGCAUAUGCCCACACUGAUGAGGGCGGGUGCGCUCCCGAGGGGGGUGGAGUGUGACCUGAGCAGGGCAGGGCACAGAGGGUGCCCUCCCAGGCACGGGAUAGCAGCUUGGGUGCACGGAGUGGUGCGCAUGCCCUGCAGCCAGGGGCAGAGCAAGCCGCUGAUGGCGGACAUUUGGUGCACCACCCGCCCACAAUUCCCAAGCCUCUCCCAAGCUGUCAAAACGAAAGGGGAAGGGGGAAAUUCUGCCAUGAAAGUGGCACAGCUCCCCCCUUACCCCGACAGCUCAGGGUAGGCUUGGGAGUCGCAGGUGGGCAGCGCGCCAAAUGUCACCCACCCCAGUGAAGACACCCGGGGUGGUCCGCCCCCACCGCUCCCCCCUUCCUCCACCCCUCCAUGCCGGUGACCCAUUUUAACACGGCUUCUGCUCUUUGAGCUCCUGUGAAAUCUCCAAGACCCCCAGACAAACUUCUCACUGCCAAAUCCUGGGACACGGGCACAUCAGGUUCUGCAUUGUCCAUCCUGAGUGGCAGUGGCUCUUCGGGGUUUCUGGCAGGAGUCUUCUGUACCCUGCAACAUGCCCCAGGCACUCUGGGUGGCUUCCAACAUAUAUAAAAGCAUAAUCAAACAUUUAAAAACUUCCCAGAACAGGGCUGCCUUCGGAUGUCUUCCGUAGGUUGAAUAGUCACUUAUCUCCUUGGCUUGGGAGUUGCGUAACCUCCAACAUGUCUCCGAUGAAAAUAGGGACGUCCUAAUGGAAAGUGGGACAUUCCAGGUUCAAAUCAAAAACCCAGGAGUGUCCCUGGAAAAUAGGGACACUUGGAGGGUCUGGUCUUUCCCAGCCCUGCCAGGAGAUGUCAGGGACUAAUCCUGAGACUUUCUGCCCGGAGGGCUCUACCACUGGAAUGUGUGCAGCAGGUGUAGGUGGGAGCAGGAAGUCUCAAUUUCAAAUAUUUGGCUGUGCUUUCCAGCAAAUAAAUCACUGCUGACUGCCAUGUAGGAUUCGCUCUGGUAAGAGGACAUGGUUUGUUCUUGAUCAACCAGCAUGCAAAACUUUUUUUUAAUGAUGAGAAACAAGGCUGAAGUAUAGGGUGGAGCGAGCAAUUGGCCCACCCUAUGACUUUUCCCACAUUUACUACCCUUGGCCAGUGAUAAGAUUUCUUGUUCCUUAAAUAUGCUCCAUGAACAUAUGCAUGGCCUUGCCUCUAUCCCUUGGCUCAAGCCCUCCUCAAAACCAACAUUUUCUGUGUGCCCUUUGUCUUCUUAAAUUUCUUAACCAAGCUUCAAGUACAUAACAAUGAGACUUGUCCACGUUCUUCCCUCCCAUUCUCUUGUCUGUUGUUUCCUUUGUCUGUGGUUUCCAUGUGGUUUGUUUCAGGUUGUAAGCUCCUUGGGAGCAGGGACUCAUAUAUGUUGCAUGUGUAAAUCUGCAAGGUGCCAUCAUGCACACUGAUGGUGAAGCAUGCGGAAAUAAAAAUAUAUCCAUGCU
This is a messenger RNA of Podarcis lilfordi (Lilford's wall lizard), 27185 nucleotides long. The record is from the annotation of a GenBank genome assembly. Lineage: Eukaryota; Metazoa; Chordata; Lepidosauria; Squamata; Lacertidae.